AUCAGCUGAUGCAUGCCUUAUGACUUUGAAUAAGUAAUCGAUGAAUUGUGUAUGGUAUAAUAAGUUAAUCGAAAAAAUAAUCGAACGAUAUUAUAUCUUUAUUUAAUUACUUUAGUUGUAAGAAAUUAAUAGAUACGAAAGAUUAUAACAAAAGACAAGUGUAUCUUGGAUAUAAAAAGAAACGAAACAGCAAGUAUAUUAUAGCUAUGUUCGGUCGUAUAUUUGGAUCAAAUUUUCGUAAGAUUUCUUUAUUGUCACGAGUAUGGAAUGGACCUAAUGGUGCACUUGCUGGCAAACAGGCAGAACAAAAAAUGAUUUCCUUAUUACGAAACAAGUUUCCUAAAGCUCAACUUAUAGAAGUAACUGACGUUUCUGGUGGUUGCGGUGCUAUGUUUGAAAUCAAUGUUAUCGCACCGGAAUUCAAAGGUUUAAACACGGUUAAACAGCAUCGCUUGAUAAAUGAGGUACUUAAAGAAGAAAUCAAAGAUAUGCAUGGUAUACGAAUAUAUACCAGAAUACCAGACACAUAGGAGGAAAUUAAUUAUAAUAGAUUUUGAGAAUUUUUAAACGCAACAUUUAUUGAUCUUUAUGUUUGUUCUUAAAUUUUAUAAUACUUUUUGAAAAUUUUACUCGAAUACAUGUGUAUUAAUCGAUAUAAAUUAUUAUUUUCUUUUUCAAAAAAGAAAAAGAGAAAAGUAAAGAAAAAAAAACGACAGACAACGUAAUAAACAUUUGUAAUUGUUUUCUUUAUUUUCUAAUAGUGAAUUUGUGAUUAGCCGAGUUAAAUUU
Polistes canadensis is the source of this 789-nucleotide messenger RNA. RefSeq names its product bolA-like protein 3. The record is from RefSeq and is a predicted model, not a curated record. The transcript is spliced from 4 exons. Bases 207 to 530 code for a protein of 107 amino acids. Lineage: Eukaryota; Metazoa; Arthropoda; Insecta; Hymenoptera; Vespidae.